AUUCGUUCACUCAGUCAACGUUUUGAACUUCUGUCAGCCGCAUCCAGUUAGAGAGAAGAUUGGUUGCCGUCUCCAUUGUACUGUGAUAGUUUCUAAACCCAGUGCUUCCCCAUCCUCAAGGCUCAGGAUGUUAUUCCUAGCGCCGCGAAAGCAUCUCUUUGCCACUAAUUUGAUCAUGCUUCUUGUGAUCUACAUCAUGCGCAAGUGCUUGCAGCUAUUUUGUAUUAUUGAGAACAAGACUGGAGCCGAUGGUCAACUGCAGCCAGAGAUGGAGCAAGAGAAAAAUUGGUCUGAGGAUUCACCGCUAUUGGAGAGACGUCGCGGUGGCUUUAAGAUCAUACCGGAUGCCAUUCACAAGAGCAUGCAUGGCUUCGGCUACGGCGAGGGUCACUAUCAGAUCUUUGUGGAGAAGAAGGAGCGCAAUUUGCCAACUAAAUCCCGUCUCAAUGCGGCCACUGCUGAAGUCAAGCUCAAUCCCAAUUAGACAAUUUAAAUGGUCUAAAUAAUUGAGACAACAAAUUGUGGAUGCGAUGUCCGCAACAAACAAAUUGACAAUGGACCAAAUUGGCUAGCUUUUUAAUGCCAACAUUAACAACAACAACAACAACAACAGUGAACAAAAUUAUCAAGCAA
Drosophila willistoni is the source of this 633-nucleotide messenger RNA. RefSeq lists its product as uncharacterized. The transcript has a single exon. NCBI's taxonomy places the organism in Eukaryota, Metazoa, Arthropoda, Insecta, Diptera, Drosophilidae. The record is from RefSeq and is a predicted model, not a curated record. The coding region runs from base 128 to 484 and encodes 118 amino acids.